Moneuplotes crassus is the source of this 1727-nucleotide messenger RNA. The record is from the annotation of a GenBank genome assembly. Lineage: Eukaryota; Ciliophora; Spirotrichea; Euplotida; Euplotidae.
AUUUUAUUAACAAAUAUGUUACCUAGCCCAGCUACAAAGAAAAGGAGGAUGAGCAAGCUCAUCAUCAGUCCACUUUCUAGGAAGAGCUCACUUGCUAAAGCUGUUUUUAAUUCAGAGGAGAAAUUGACCUCGAUGAAACGUAAAUCCUCCUCCAUACCGUAUAAUAUACGGAACCUAUCACCAGAGUUCCUAACCAAGAUGAAGAAAAAGGAUAAGUCACCCUUCAAUCCUGGGAAAACCAAAAAGCCAAACUGCCUCAAAGACAAGAUGUAUUUCUACUACAACACUUAUAACGAAGAUUUUGGGUUCGACAAGCACAUGAUCUUCGAUUCUCUCAGAGUAAUCAGACAUGUCGAUGAAGAGUUCCCUGGUCUCUCAAAGCAUCUUCAAGAACCUGAUAGCAAACCCACACAAAAACAGGAUACCUCCUCAGUCCAUGAGCAUAAGAGAAAGAGUGUGACUUUUUCAGACCAAAAAUAAGUCUCGUAGUUACAGAAAAGUUGAGAUAAACGAGUGGACAAGGAUUGCUGAUUUCAUCCUCUCUCCAAACCAAAAUUUCUUCAAACAGUUUGUUAAUUGCGUCAAGAAAUUCCAGACUUAUGAGCAACUCUUGAAGAAAAAGGAACUAUCUAAGAAAUAAAUCAUGCAUUCGGAAACAAAGAAGGGGAAGCAAGGCUUCAAGGAGGUUCAGCGCCUCCCAAAACUCAACUAGUAGUAAGAGGAUCCCUAUGCCACAAAAUAUCAGUGACCUCAAGCCAGUGUUUAAGUCUCCUGAGCUAUCGAAAUUCAAAGAUGAAAGUUCAGCCAAAUCGAUCUCUUCAUGAGAUACACCAACUCGUGCCAUAGAGAAAUACAAGAGUAUGCCUCAAGUUGUACACCAGAAGGACGGAGAGAAGAAACAAAACUCCAUUAAAACGUUGAUAGAAUUUCCUGUCCUACAGGAGAAAUAUAGAAAGACUCUCAAAAAGAGCACUUCUCCCAGAGCAGCACUCAAGAAGUUAUCAAGGAAUGCAACUUUGUUAUCUCAAGAAGAUAAACACAACACUAGGAAUACUUAUUCGAGAUUUGCUCAUACCAUUGAGAGCUUAGAGAGCAAGAAUACAUCUUUGAAAAUGAUAACCAAAAGAUUAAUGAAGAGCAGGAGUGACUUAAGAGAGCUUCCAAGCCAAGCAAUGACUCAAAGAAUCAAGCCAUCUUUGUUUACCAAAAAUAAGGGAAAAUCCCAGUCAGAUUUAGGAGGUACUGGCAGGAAUAAGAUGCAGUUUGAGAAAAAUUCCAAUAAGUUAAUUAAUGAGCAUUCAAAGAAGUGAUUGGCCAUUAGCCCCACUCCUUCAUAUCAGAGAAAGGCCCUAAAUUUGGCUAUUUACUCUAGGAAUAACCCGAAGCCUCGUGCAACUUUUAGUUCAAGAAAAAUAGAGAAGAAGGUUAGUUCACAAAUGAUGAAGAAAUCCCAAAAGAUGGAAUCUUCAGAGGAGAAGCCAGAAAAGAGCCAUCUUAUUGAUCUCGACCUAAAAGGUCUAAAUCCAGGCCCAGGUGGUAUUGAGAAGUUGAGUCAGUUGCAGCAAUUGAUAAUAGAUCGUCCGAAGUGAAUCCUGAAAAAUUGAUAUCAAAUGAAUCAUCCAAAUAUGGCUCAGAUACCUUUGAUCCCAGCUCCAAAGAGAAAAUUGAUCAAGAAGAAGAUGAAAUUGUCACCAUAUAGGAUUAUCUAGGUAAUAAUUCAGCAACAA